This is a messenger RNA of Ceratotherium simum simum (southern white rhinoceros), 1087 nucleotides long. RefSeq names its product ganglioside GM2 activator (gene GM2A). NCBI's taxonomy places the organism in Eukaryota, Metazoa, Chordata, Mammalia, Perissodactyla, Rhinocerotidae. The record is from RefSeq and is a predicted model, not a curated record. Gene Ontology annotation, molecular function: enzyme activator activity; lipid carrier activity. Gene Ontology annotation, cellular component: cytoplasmic side of plasma membrane. Gene Ontology annotation, biological process: lipid transport; ganglioside catabolic process.
AGCUUUGCAUAGCAAUACAUAGCUUUGCGUAACCAGUGCAGGCAGGCUUUUAAAGGCGCCGCCGACGCCAGAGACCUUGUAGUUCGCCGCGAGUGGACCAACCGUUUGCGAUGAGAUCCUUGAUGCAGGCGCCGUUCCUGAUCGCCCUCGGCUUGCUUCUCGCCGGCCCUGCGGCUCCUGUAAGCAUCCUCCCAGACCGGCUCGGUAGCUUUUCCUGGGAUAACUGUGACGAGGGGAAGGACCCUGCCGUGAUCAAAAGCCUGACUGUGGAACCUGACCCCAUUGCCAUUCCUGGGAACGUGACUAUCAGUGCUGAGGUGAAGACCACUGUCGCCCUUAAUCCUCCUCAGAAGGUGGAAAUAACUCUGGAGAAGGAAGUGGCUGGCGUGUGGAUCAAAAUUCCAUGUGUGGAACAAAUUGGUAGCUGUACCUUUGACAAUGCCUGUGAUAUACUUGACACUUUGAUUCCCCCUGGGCAGCCCUGCCCAGAGCCCCUGCACACCUACGGGCUUCCCUGCCACUGUCCCUUCAAAGAAGGCACCUACUCACUGCCCAAGAGUACCUUCCCCCUGCCCCACCUGGAGCUGCCCAGCUGGCUCAGCAGGGGGAACUACCGCCUCCAGAGCAUCCUGAGCACCGGCGGGGCUCGUCUGGGCUGUAUCAAGAUCUCCGCCUCUGUGAAGGGUGAAUAAUGUGGCACCAGCCACAGCAGAAUGAAGGAAUAUGAGGAAGUUGUCACUCUUCCCCUGUCUUGCAUUUGCCAAGGCCAAAUUCUGACUCUCUAUCCCCCUUUCUACAAUGAUGCCAUUCCCCUCACUGAAAGCCUUGUCCCACCUACAUUGUAGGUGUGGGCAGGCAGCCCUAACCUCACGGAGGAUGAGCUUGGUGGUUCUUGAUAGCCCAGGACGUCUCCUGGGCUGGCCAUGGCAUUUCCUCCUCCUUCCUAGGGCUCUCUCCCUAAGAGCUUAACUCAUUUUCUAAACAGUCAAGGAAUGGGACCAGCACGUUUUGUGACCCCAAGUUCAGACUGACCCAAUUUUGGCCUCUUGAAGUACCUUUAUGGUUUUCUCAUUAAAAUUUUGUCACU